AUGCUGUAUACAUGCGAUGGCGAAGUUUUACCAAUGGAAUCAUGGACGUUUUCUGUUGACGAAGAAGAUCAGUUGAUGGCAUGGGCAAAUGACAUCAAAUCCCAACUAUAUCUACAAAUGAGCGUAAUGCUACGAAGCGCAAUGGUAGCAGCAAGAAUGACACCGUUGCAUAGGUACUACGUGAAAAAGCAAAGUUGUGACACCUUCGUUAUACUUUAUAAGCUGGGAGAAGGUGCGUCUGAGUUGGAUCUCGGAUCAGAAGCAAAACGAAUUGAUCUCGGCCGUUUUCCUACACCUGUUGGAGCUUUCACGCUUGAAGUUGCGUAUCGAACACAAAUGGCUAAGGAGAGAGUGUUGUCACCACCUGAAGAACACGAAUCUCCUAAUCAGGUAUACUGCUUGCGUUUACGUGUAUUUACAAACAUCUAUGUUUUUUUCUCUACAAAUUUUCUUUUCGAGCUUUACUAUAAUACAGGAUGUCCCUUAUGACA
Molecule: messenger RNA, 491 nt
Organism: Cylicostephanus goldi
Lineage: Eukaryota; Metazoa; Nematoda; Chromadorea; Rhabditida; Strongylidae
Source: the annotation of a GenBank genome assembly